AGUACACAAUGUGUGAUGUUGUUUCAGAUCAGCGGGGAGAAGGUCCUGUACACUUGUGCCUUGCGCCCCACUGGUAUCUAUGGGGAGAACCACCAGGUGAUGAAGGAUUUCUACAAAAGGGGCAUGAAGACUGGGAGCUGGAUAUUGCGUGCCAUUACCAACAACAUUGAACAGGGCCGUGUCUAUGCAGGGAAUGUAGCCUGGAUGCACCUGCUGGCCUGCAGGUCCCUUCAGGAGCGCCCCCUACUGCUGGGAGGGCAGGUGUACUUCUGCUAUGACGAGUCUCCUUACAAGAGUUUUGUGGACUUCAACAUGCAGUUCCUGUCGGGUUUCGGCUUCCGCGAGGUGCGCAUCCCCAUGUGGCUUCUGUGGGCCGCGGCCAUGACCAACGACCUGCUGCACACGCUGCUCAGGCCGCUGUGCAACUACUCGCCCCAGCUGAACCGCUACACGCUGGCCGUGGCCAGCACCACCUUCACCGUGAGCACCGACAAGGCCCGCCGCCACUUCGGCUACCAGCCCCUGUACUCCUGGGAGGAGAGCCGGUGCCGCACGCUGGCCUGGGUGCAGACCUUCCGGGAGUGAGCGUGGGGGCGCCGAUCCGAGCGGAUCAGUGGCGCCGCAGGGACGGGGAGGGGGGAGAGACAACAGAGAGUCCCAUGUUGGCAGUGACUCUGUAUCAGACACACCCCCACGAUGGGAGUGGCUCUGUAUCAGGCACGCCCCCGUGGUGGGAGUGGCUCUGUAUCGGACACACCCCCACGAUGGGAGUGGCUCUGUAUCAGACACGCCCCCAUGGUGGGGGGGCGUUUCUGUUUCGGACACACCCACAAGGGAGGAGUGACACUGUCCUGGACACACCCAAAGUUAGAGUGAUCCACCCAAGGAAGAGCGUCUGCACGGUGGGCACACGAGCUGGUCUCCUACAACAAGUGUCCCAGGUCACCUUGGUGGACUUCCCCCUACUGGUCCACUGACAAUUGUAGCAGCAGUUUCGUCUUCGUUUAAGUCCUGUUGAGCUCCUGAGAUCUGACUACAUCAGGGUGCAGGGUGGCAACUCUACUGUCUGUGUGAAUCAGAAACAGUUUUUUUUUUUGUUUUACACUCAAUAAACAUGUGGUUUUAAAA
Molecule: messenger RNA, 1128 nt
Organism: Lepisosteus oculatus (spotted gar)
Lineage: Eukaryota; Metazoa; Chordata; Actinopteri; Semionotiformes; Lepisosteidae
Source: RefSeq, a predicted model, not a curated record